AUGCCUCGCCCCUCAAAGAAGGCUGCCGCCGAGGCCCCUAAGCCUCCCGUCGCCGCCAUCCCCGUUGCGCCUGCUCAGCCCGUGCAGCCUCUCCAGAUCCCCCAGAGACACAUUGACGUCGAAGGUUUUAUUCGCGUCCGCGACUCGGUCCACCAGCGCCUCAUCACCAUCUUGGAGUUGAUCAAGAACUUCUCCGAGGACUACUAUCGCCAGACCAGCCUGCUCCUUGGCGAAUCUGCCAACGAUGGCAUCCCGGGCAUCGACCACCCCCUGGUCAACUUGGAGCACGCUGUCGCCCAGAACAUCGCUCCCCUCGCACUGGGUCUCCAGCCCGGCGUUGCCUACCACCCUGCCCCUGUCGAAGAGAAGAAGGAGCGCAAGAAGCGCACUCACGACCCCAAUGCUCCCAAGCGCCCUUUGACACCUUACUUCCUUUACAUGCAGACUGCCCGUCCCAUCAUUGCCAAUGACCUCGGUGAUGCUGCCCCCAAGGGUGCCGUGCAGGAAGAGGGUCAGCGCCGCUGGAAGGCCAUGAACCCCUCCGAGAAGGCCGGCUGGAACAACGCCUACCAGUACAACCUCCGCCUCUACCAGGCUCGUGUUCACGCCUACAAGCAGGGUGGCAACCUUGACGCCAGAAACAUGGAUGACGAUGCCGCUCUCAAGUACGCCGAGGAGCACAACAUUCAGAUCAACCCUGUUGACGUUGUCCCGGAUGUUGAGGAUGCCAUUGCCGAGCAGCUCAACCAGGCCAACACCGUCGACGCUCCCGGUGAAGAGGAGGAGGAAGAGGAGGUCCCCGCCCCCGUCAAGACCCCCAAGAAGCCCGCCUCUACCCGCAAGCGCAAGACUGCCACCCCCGCUGCUGAGCCCGAGGCCAAGGCAGCUGCUACUCCCGCAAGCCCUGACAAGAAGCGCCGUCGCACAUCAACUAAGGCCGCCGACGCCACUGAGUCAGCGGAGCCCGCCAAGAAGAGCAGAGCGAAGAAGAGCAAGAACUAA
Molecule: messenger RNA, 1002 nt
Organism: Colletotrichum orchidophilum
Lineage: Eukaryota; Fungi; Ascomycota; Sordariomycetes; Glomerellales; Glomerellaceae
Product: HMG box protein
Exons: 2
Coding region: 1-1002 (333 amino acids)
Source: RefSeq, a predicted model, not a curated record